CAGUGUUGGCAAACGCACGUUGUCGGCGUACACAAUUUUCUUUUUUUCAAUUAUUUAUCGAUAUGUUAUGAGUCAUAAGAAAAUAUCUCAGGUAUACUACAGUUGAAGUCUGGCAACUGCAAAGCAUAGAACAACUAUGAUCGGCAGCGGAGCUCUGUUUGUUUUGCAGGCGUUAUUCAUCAUUCAGUUUGCAAUGGCGACACCCAAAGAUGAAUACACCGCCAUUAACGACGGCCUGCAGGCAAUUGAAAAUGUUUCGGAGAAGCUGAGGCAUGAAAUCAACAACCAAGUCAAUAUUCAGGAGCUUCAGCACGUCAUCGACGACAUUGACCGUUCGAUGCUGGGCUACCAGGGCACCGCCAAACGGCAUUUGGAUGAACUGCGUCGCUUGAACAGUAUAGCACGCCUUAAGUUCAUGGACGUAAAGGGUUCUUUGCUUGAGUGGUGUGUAUCGUCCAACAGCACCCUUCCAUUAACCAUUGAGAGCAUAACCAACCCCAUCAUCGGUGAGGAGGAAAGAAACAUAGUAUGGAAGAGCACUAUGAUGUCCAUUGCUAGCGGAGUUAAAAAAACGAAAGAGAGCAUUGCUUCUUUUGAAGAAACGAAGGAAAUAAGGAGCCAAUUGGAUGAGUUGUUGGAGGGCAUGAAGAAGGAUGUCAAGUUUGAUUUCAGUCCUGAUGGCUACUACGCCACCAAGAUGACCACGGGCAGCGCCAGUUCCAUCCCAUCGAUUGUCACAUAUUUGUUCAUCAUUUUGUCAUCGCUACAGUGUGCUUGGGCCCGUGCCACCAAUUCCAAUCGCGUGGAACGUGAAGCCAGGAUCAACGGGUUUGAUAAAGCCGAUCUGCUGAUGAAAAUUGAAAAAGCUGAAUCAAUUGCCACAAUCGAUGCUGAUUUGUCGGAUGCCAAGGCAAGCUUGGAGUCCUUAGGCCAAAUGAUUUCCCAAGCAGAUAAGAGCCAACGAGUCCUCUUGGCAGACAGCCCAGCACUUCAGGCCGAUCUCCUCGAAACCUUCAAGAGUAUUGGACAUGAGUGCUACCAAUAUGUCAAAGAGCAGAAGGCCUAAACCUUCCUCAUAUAUAUAUAUAUAUAUAUAUACAAAUGGAACCUCAUCACAAAUGUAUAAUGUGUUUUUUGCUUUUCACAGUAAUUGCUACAAAAAGUUGUUUUAACAGACUAAAGUCAGAGAGCAAAUUCGUUAACCAAUAAAUAACCAAUAUUUAAAA
Molecule: messenger RNA, 1226 nt
Organism: Drosophila bipectinata
Lineage: Eukaryota; Metazoa; Arthropoda; Insecta; Diptera; Drosophilidae
Biological process (GO): hemolysis in another organism
Source: RefSeq, a predicted model, not a curated record